CCUCCGGUUUAAAAGAGUUGGAGAGGCCAGCGCUCCCGCUGCCUGUGCCCAGGAGGAGGAGUCGCGGACCCCAGGCUCUCCUGCUCUCUCGUGACCUAACCCCCGCCUCCAUUCUCGCCAGUUGCUUUGAGUUUGCCGCCCAGGAGGAGGAGGUAAAGGGUGGGCACGGAUUGCAGAGCCCAGAGCGCCAUGCGCCGCGCCAGCCGAGACUACACCAAGUACCUGCGAGGUUCGGAGGAGAUGGGCAACGCCGCCCCUCACGAUGGUCCCCUGCAGCCCGCGCCCCCCCCAGUCCCGCACCAGCCUCCGCCUGCCUCUCGCUCCAUCCUGGUGGCCUUCAUGGUGCUGGGGCUGGGCCAGGUAGUCUGCAGUGUAGCAUUAUUCCUCUAUUUCAAAACUCAGAUGGACCCCAAUAGGAUUUCAGAUGAUGAUACCUGUUGCUUUAUAAAACUUUUCAAACUCCAUGAAAACUCAGAUUUGCAAGAUUCUUCUCUGGAAGGUCAAGAUGGGAAAUUAAUGUCUGAUCCCUGUCGAAGAAUCAAACAAGCCUUUCAAGGAGCAUUGCAGAAGGAGCUAAAGCUCAUGGUUAGAUCAGAGAAUGCAAGAGCAGAAAAAGCUAUGAUGGACUAUCCUUUGUUGGAUUUCCCCAGGAAAAACCAGCCAUUUGCUCAUCUCACCAUUAAUGGCACCAAUAUUCCCUCGGGCUCCAGAAAAGUGAAUCUUUCUUCCUGGUACCAUGACAGAGGUUGGGCAAAUAUAUCAAAUAUGACUUUCAGCAAUGGGAAACUAAGAGUAAACCAAGAUGGCUUCUACUAUCUCUAUGCCAACAUCUGCUUCAGACAUCAUGAAACUUCUGGUAGUCUGGACACAGAAUUUCUUCAGCUGAUGGUCUAUGUCACUAAAACCAACAUGAAAAUCCAAAAUUCGGAUACUUUGAUGAAAGGAGGAAGCACUAAAUAUUGGUCAAAAAAAUCAGAAUUCCACUUUUACUCCAUAAAUGUAGGAGGAUUUUUUAAACUGAGGGCUGGUGAAGAAAUAAGUAUCCAGGUAUCCAACCCAUCAUUAUUGGAUCCUGCUCAAGAUGCAACUUAUUUUGGGGCUUUUAAAGUUCGAGAUAUAGAUUGAGCCACAAGUUUUACUAGUAGUAAUUAUACAUUUCCUAGGAUGUUGUUAAUUUUUAAAAAUAUGUCAGAAAGAUGUUUCAUAGCUGUGUCAGACUACUAGGAGACGUGAACUAGAGCCUUCUGAGGUUACCCUCAGAUGUGUACAUUUGACUGUGUGUACACAUACAAAAGGAGUAUUUGAACUCAAGAUAUAUUCCAACAUACAGGCUUUAUUACACAAUGGUUUAUAUAUUUUGUAAUAAAUUCCUAGAAUUAAACUGGAGUGUGGCAUUUAUGGUUACCUUCAUGAAACACUGCAUUUGGGCUAUGAGAAGGGGCUAUAUUUGACGCCUAGUCUUGUUGCAGUUUCAUGCCAUUAGGAUAGGAUUUUAUCCUAAUUGUAAGAGGGGGAAUAAUAUGAAAGGUUGAGUUCUUUUGAAUUGUUACAUCAUGCUAGAACCUGCAAAUAAUUUUUUUCUAAAGAGGAAAGAAAAAUAUGUAUUUUUAUAUAAUAUCUAAAAUUAUAUUUCAGAUGUAAUGUUUUGUGCAAAAUAUGUAAAUUAUAUUUGUGCUAUAGUAUUUGAUUCAAAAUAUUUAAAAUGUCUUGCUGUUGGCAUAUUUAAUGUUUUAAAUGUACAGACAUAUUUAACUGGUGCACUUUGUUAAUCCCCUGGGGAAAACUUGCAGCUAAAAGAAAGAAAGAUUGUUUGCUCAUAGCAAAUGUAAUAUAUUUCUUUGUUCUUUUUAACUUAAUAGAUUUUUCAGACUUGUCAAGUCUAUGCAAAAAUUAAAUGAAUUCCAUGAAUAACGAGUAGAAUGUUGGUCACCAGGUGCCUUUCAAAUCUAGAAGCUAAUUGACUUUAGGAAGCUGACAUUGCCAAAAAGAAUACAUAAUGGGCCAUUGAAAUCUGUCAAGAAUAUUUAUGUAAUUAUUGAACAGGUGUUUUUCUACAAGUGCUGCAGAUUAUAGAUUUUUGAUUUUUCUUAAGUGUAAAGUUAUCAGAUGCAUAUUGGCCAAAGAAACCAUCUUCAAUUUAAUAGGGAUAAUUUUAUAUUAUACAAUGAAAAUAUUUUCUUUUUCCUUUUGGUAUAAAAAUAAAUUUAUAUUAAAAGAUACUUUUAGAUGCCAUGGUUUCCUGUUAUACUUGUUUUUCUCUGUGAUACUUUUCUCCUCAUUAUACUAUUUUGUAGUUUAUAGCCUCUCCCCAAAUUUUAUUGGGAGAAACGUGGAUUCAAUUAAAAGUAAGGAAUAAAGUCCAUUAAAUUAAUGAACCCUUGAACUCUGAUAAAAUAAAUGAGAGAUUUGCAUGUAUAUUGGUAAUCACUAGUCAAAGAGGCUUUGCAAGUUAAAAAGCGGGAACCUAUACUUAUACUGAAGAAGAAAUAUACUUAACACUAGGUCAAAGUACCCUUGGGAACAAUCAGCCAUUUGCUCAGUGACCUAUGGGAUCACCUGCCAUUUUAAUACUUUUUUUUUUCCAUUGUGGAAAAGGAAGCAAUGAGGGCCUCAUGGACUAGCAUCAUGGGAAUUUGCCUUUGGGAAGCAACUUAAUGUUGGUGGACUAAUUAAAGGCAAAUGAUAUAAGAGAAGGAGCCACCUGAUGAAGAUCGGUUUGUAAUAAUUAUGGUGUAACCUUGGCACUAAAAGACAUGGAGUUCUGUGAUAGUAACAGGAGGGAAAAUAAUAAUCAAAUGCUAUUGUAAGAAAUAUUGAGUAAUACUGAGCCCCAAGUCAUACCUAAAAUAUAUUAAUUCAGGUUUAUUAAAAAAAAAAAAAACUAACCAUGUUAUCCAGAAAAGUCAACAUAGACUCAUAGAAACUAGAAACUUCAAAAUAAGUCUAUGAGGAAGACUGCUCUGUUGAAAGCUACUUGAGGGCAGGAACAUUUUAGUCAUUUUUGUCUUUGCAUCCCUAAUGCCUAGAACAAUACUUAGUACAUAGUAAGUAUGGUAAAUAUGUAGGUAGGUAAAUAUGCAGAUGUAUGUG
Messenger RNA from Antechinus flavipes (yellow-footed antechinus), 3090 nucleotides. It is a transcript of the gene TNFSF11, whose product is annotated as TNF superfamily member 11. Bases 190 to 1125 code for a protein of 311 amino acids. Lineage: Eukaryota; Metazoa; Chordata; Mammalia; Dasyuromorphia; Dasyuridae. Gene Ontology annotation, cellular component: membrane. The transcript is spliced from 5 exons. The record is from RefSeq and is a predicted model, not a curated record. Gene Ontology annotation, biological process: immune response. Gene Ontology annotation, molecular function: tumor necrosis factor receptor binding.